This is a messenger RNA of Melitaea cinxia (Glanville fritillary), 1130 nucleotides long. RefSeq names its product D-altritol 5-dehydrogenase-like. The record is from RefSeq and is a predicted model, not a curated record. The transcript is spliced from 10 exons. Gene Ontology annotation, molecular function: oxidoreductase activity; zinc ion binding. Bases 56 to 1084 code for a protein of 342 amino acids. NCBI's taxonomy places the organism in Eukaryota, Metazoa, Arthropoda, Insecta, Lepidoptera, Nymphalidae.
GCAGUCAUUUAGAUACAUUGUUUGAUAAGUGUCGCACGUUAGGUAAAAAUCAACAAUGAAGGCAGUGGUAUUUGAUGGAAAGAACCUGACACUAAAGUAUGAUGAAAACUACCCGAUGCCUGUUAUCGUGGACGCCACAGAUGUGAUCGUGAAGGUCGAAUAUUCUGGAGUAUGUGGAACUGACUUACACAUCAUACAGGGUGAAUUCCCAGCAUCAAAAGAACGUCCUCUGCCUCUUGGUCACGAGUUCAGCGGCGUGGUUCACGAAGUGGGUAAAAAGUCCAUGUUCAAAGUAGGCCAGAAAGUUGUCGUUGAUCCCAACCGAGCUUGCAAUCUCUGCAAAUUUUGUCGCGACGGUAGUUACCAGUACUGUCUCACCGCUGGAAUAAACAGUACCAUCGGUAUAUUCAGAGAUGGUGGUUGGGCACAGUACGUGAAGUGCCCUCAGGAUCAAGUCUACGCAUUACCUGAUGGAAUUACAACCGAGCAAGCUGGUCUCUGCGAGCCUUACUCUUGCGUUUCACACGGUGUCGACCGCGCCGCCCCGAUCCCCAUCGGGUCUAAGAUUCUCAUCGUCGGAGCUGGAAUAAUUGGUAAUCUCUGGGUGACGAUUCUUCAUCUUCAAGGUCAUAGGGAUGUGACGGUAUCCGAAGUGAAUAAAUCGAGGCUGGAGAUCGUCAAGGGAUUAGACACUGGCUUCAGGCUGAUAGCACCAGAUGUGUUGGCAUCAGAAAAACAAUUGUACGACGUCAUUAUUGAUUGCACAGGCGUCGGAAAAGUGAUGGAGAUAAGUUCCAAAUAUUUGAACUAUGGUGGUAAAUACAUUCUCUUUGGUUGCUGUCCUCCCACUCACCAUGCCUCAAUUAACCCAUUCGAUAUCUACAACAAGGAGCUGACUGUCAUCGGAGUCAAGAUCAACCCCUUCAGUUUCCCCAAAGCCAUCGGUCUCCUGAAAGCUAUGGGUGACAGAUAUCUAGACUACGAGAAAUUGGGUGUCAAAACCUACCCGCUGUCGGGCUACCAAGAUUUGUUGAAGGAUUUGAAAGCUGGAAAUAUUUCAAAAGCCAUUUUCAAGAUUGAAUAAUCGUUGUAUUAAAUAAUGUUUUCCUAUUAUUAAAAUAUGUUUUCAA